Caretta caretta (loggerhead turtle) is the source of this 3492-nucleotide messenger RNA. RefSeq names its product thymine DNA glycosylase (gene TDG). Gene Ontology annotation, cellular component: nucleus. The record is from RefSeq and is a predicted model, not a curated record. NCBI's taxonomy places the organism in Eukaryota, Metazoa, Chordata, Testudines, Cheloniidae. Gene Ontology annotation, biological process: base-excision repair, AP site formation. Gene Ontology annotation, molecular function: uracil DNA N-glycosylase activity; pyrimidine-specific mismatch base pair DNA N-glycosylase activity.
AUAGCGGCUGCUACGGAGCUACGGCCAUUGCCCGUCUGUCCUCGCCUCCCCGCAAAUGGGAGACCCCCAUAGGGAGCCGCUGCUGCGAGGCCCCCUUCCAAACUGGCUGGGGAGAGAGGAUGCUGCGGUGAUUAGGGAGGCGCCCUCACUGUUCCCUUGUUUGGCUCAAUAUUAUUCUCCUCUUCAGCAAGCUCAAGCAUUUUAUACAUUUCCAUUCCAUCAAAUGAUGACUGCAGCUCCUAACAUGGAAAUUAUGAAUGAACAACAGACUGUAGAGGGCAUUCCAGAUCCAGACUUUGCUCAAGAACCUAUUCAAGAAGUUACAAAGGGAAGGAAGAGAAAAACCAGAUCAACAGAGCCAAAGAAACCAGCUGCUAAAGCAGCUAAAUCAACUAAAUCAAAAGGCAAACAAGAGAAGAUCACAGAUACAUUCAAAGUGAAAAGAAAAGUGGACCGUUUUAAUGGUGUAUCCGAAGCUGAACUUUUGACCAAGACUCUUCCUGAUAUUUUGACCUUCAAUCUGGAUAUUGUAAUUAUUGGCAUAAACCCGGGUUUAAUGGCAGCCUACAAAGGGCAUCAUUACCCUGGACCUGGAAACCACUUUUGGAAGUGUCUCUUUAUGUCUGGGCUGAGUGAGGAACAAUUGAACCAUAUGGAUGACCACACUUUACCCCAAAAAUAUGGUAUUGGAUUUACAAACAUGGUGGAAAGAACAACACCAGGUAGCAAAGACCUCUCCAGCAAAGAGUUUCGAGAAGGAGGACGAAUUCUGAUGCAGAAAUUGCAAAAGUAUAAACCUCGCAUAGCAGCUUUUAAUGGAAAAUGUAUUUAUGAAAUUUUUAGUAAAGAAGUUUUUGGAGUAAAGAUUAAAAAAUUGGAAUUUGGAUUGCAACCCCACAAAGUUCCAGACACAGAAACUCUCUGCUAUGUUAUGCCAUCAUCCAGUGCAAGAUGUGCUCAGUUUCCACGUGCACAGGAUAAAGUUCAUUAUUACAUAAAGCUUAAAGAUUUAAGGGAUCAACUGAAAGGCAUUACGCCAAACACAGAGGUGCAGGAGGUGCACUAUACGUUUGAUUUACAGCUUGCACAAGAGGAUGCUAAAAAGAUGGCAGUUAAAGAAGAAAAAUAUGAUCCAGGUUACGAAGCGGCAUAUGGUGGUGCUUAUAGUGAGAAAACCCCCUAUGAACAUGAACAGUGUAACUUUGCUUCAAAUGGAACAGAAGUGAACAAUCUAGACUACAGUGGGGGGUCAUCCUUCGGUGACAUUCCUAACGGACAGUGGAUGAUGCAGUCCUUCACAGACCAGAUUCCAGAAUUCAGUAACAGUGGGGCACAAGAGCAAGAAGAAAGCAGUGUGUAAAAGCUGCCUCUUUGGCAGCUAUGCAUAAAUGCUGCAGUUUUAAUGCAGUUAUCAAGAAUGGUACCUCAGUUCUCUAACUGAAGCAUUUUAAUAGUAUUUUACUUGUUAUUUUAUUAUAGUCCAAAUCAAUUGUGUGGUAGAUUUAAUCCUAUGAAGUAAGUAAUUUUUAAGGGAAUGUCCAACAUUUUAAAAAAAAAAAAAAAGUAGCCCUUUUUGUAUAUGAGUUUUAUAUUUAACUUACAUUAUUUCUUGCAGUUUGACAAACUGCUUUCUCGUAUGUGAAGACUGAUUUCUUUUGGGGUUACUUUAAUUCUGUAAUUUGUAGUGCAGUAGUUUGUGGAAUUCUACUUUUUACUGAUUCCUUCAUAUGGGGGGAUAUUUUAACCCUUUUAUAUGCAGAGUGGAAAAUGGGAACAUAAAAGCCACUUGCUGAUUAAGAUUACCACUGUUGCUUGACAGUGUAGCCCUGCUCUCACAGGGAAUAGGGUUUUAAAGUCAAUGUAGUUACAUGAAUUGUGCAUUUUCAAGGCCUGCCUUCUGUUCUCUGCCACAAGUGAGAGUUUCCCACUUUGCUUUCCAAGCUCCAUCCCCAUUUAGCUCAUUUGCCAUUUGGCACCUGGAGCCUAAGACACUUGAGACCUCAUCUCCCCCACCUUGUAAAAGGGGGGAGGAGAAUCCAGUUUGUUGAGCGGGGGCAGGGCUUGAAGACUCCUGCUUAGUUGUCUUGAAUAAGGCUGCCUAGUAUCAGCUUCAUCCUCUAAGAAAUGAGGUGGAGCCGGUUGGGCUCUGUGGAGCUGAAGUGCCCUCCCUCUCCUCCAUGGCUGGUCUCUGACUUCCCACUUGGCUUACACUGAGCAGCUCCUUAUGGUGCAACAGUAGCACUAAAUGGGGGGAGAGCACACCUUGGUACUGGCCAGCUUAGAGAGCAUGCUUUCAGACAAUGGGGAGGCCAUACUCCCUGUAAAAUAUAAAAGCAGACACCUUAUUUGCACAUGUCACCAAGAGGGAAAACUAGCAUGGGGCUGGAACAGGGAUUAGGGGGGUUUCUCCUCCUUGCUUCCUCUUCCCCCCCCCUCCUCCCACCCCCAAAUAAUUAUGGUAUGAAGUUAAAGCCACGGGCGGCUGCUAUGUGAAUAUAAAGUCAACCCUGGAAAAUAGUCUUCUAAAGUACUUUAAUAGUUUGUGUUUCUAGACAAACUUUGACUUAUGUGGCCAAUGUAAUAUUCAGGGAGUGAAAUGAGUUUUCCAUGCCUGUGUAUAAAAUAUCACUCUCUUUCCCUCUUUUGAACAGAGAGGGGAAGAUAUGUCUUGAAGUAAAAGCAAUAAGCUGAUCAAAACAUUUAAUGUUUUGGUGAUCUUAUGAGAGUAGGUGCUUUGUAUACUUGAAAUAUGCACAAACUGUAUCUUCUUAAUCCAAACUGGUCAGAUAUUACACUACCAGAGAUUUUAUCCUUUCUUCCACGCUUUGGCAGUUGCUGUCAUGGAUUGAAUGGAACCAGGCAAUGCAGAACCUAAGCCUGCUAACAACUUUGGAUCUCACACACCCAGGUAGCACACUGCCAGCUCAGUGGGAGGCAGGCAUGAUGUUUACAGUUCUCUUCCCCAGUUGUGUGUCUUAAUCAUAAGAGAAAUUUUUAAAUCAAGACAAAAUGUGCGUUGUGGUUCUGAUCAUGUUUGUUAGCCUCAGUGUAAAGCUGUUCAUUAUGUGGUCAAAGAUAUAUGGAAAUUGUUCAUUUGUUAUUUAAAAUGUACUGUAUCCUGUAUCGCUGUUUACAUGGACAUGUUCCUGCAGGUGCUCAAAAGUGCCUUGCAUCAGGGAUUUGUAACAAUUCGAUUUAUUUUUCAACAAAAGUAUGUGAAGCAUGUAACUACUAUUGCUGAGUAGAUAGUGCAAUAGUACAUAAAUUCUGUAAAGGUGGCUUUUUAAUUUGAAGGGAAAGUUCUGUUCUUUGACAGAGGUGCCUACUAGAUUAUGUAGGGAUAAAGUAGAGUUAAAUGUACAAUGACAGUUUCAUUAAAUAUGGCAAGUAAUGUGUGUGCAUUCUCUCAAAUUGGUGCUGUAACAUGGAGGUUUUAAAUCCACCUUGAAAAUCUACCGGUGUUUCACAAUAAAAUCAGGAAUUGUACUGGAA